Molecule: messenger RNA, 540 nt
Organism: Chilo suppressalis (striped riceborer)
Lineage: Eukaryota; Metazoa; Arthropoda; Insecta; Lepidoptera; Crambidae
Source: the annotation of a GenBank genome assembly
AUGGUGGGCGAUAACAGAGUCAUGUUGUUAAUACAAUUUAACCAUAAUUAUCUUCAAUUAUAUUUACACAUUUCAGAUAUCAAAAUGAGUUCAGGUGGAACCCGCGUUUAUGUCGGAGGACUCGUGGAAGGGAUCAAGAAGGAAGACCUCGAGAGGGAAUUUGACAAAUACGGCAAAUUGAACUCUGUCUGGGUGGCACUAAAUCCCCCUGGUUUUGCUUUCAUAGAAUUUGAGAACAUGCAGGAGGCGGAAGAUGCGUGUAGUGCUAUGAAUGGUUUCGAGAUGCUAGGCGCGACGUUAAAAGUAGAGUUGUCGAGAAAACGUGACGGUGCACGUAGAAGUGGUGGUAACUUCAGAGGUGGGCGAGGAGGCGGUAACUUCAGAGGUCGCUCCUUCGAAGGCCGAGGAGGCGGCAACAGGCCGUUCAACUCCUAUGGAGGUGGUCGCCCUUACAACCGUAACGGUCAAGGUUAUGGCUCCGGAAACGGUGGAGGUGGUGGUGGCAAUUUCAGAUCCCGGUCGCCAAUCUCUCGAUUUUAA